AUGGAACAAAAAAUUAAGGCAAUUUUAGUUAUUAAAAUUUCUGCUUUUAUAGUUUUAACUUUGAAGCACCACUUUACAAAUGAUGUGAGUGUGUUUAGCAAUUUUUUGUAUAACUAUAAUCUCAACAGAAAAUUAGAUACAAGAACUUAUAGAUUACUUGCAAUAUGUAAACAAGCUAAAAAUUCAAGUAUAUUAAUGCUAAAAAAUAAUAUAACGAAUAAUGCAUUACAGAAAGAAAAAUAUAUAUCCAUCAAGGAAGAUAAAACUGCACAAAAAAAAAAUCGGUUAAAUGGAAUUUCAUUAAAGAAUGCGAAAAAAUAUAAUGAAGCAAAGAAAAAAAAAUCUUGCAUAUUUGAAACAAAGAAAUAUUCCCAUUUUGAAAAAAAAAUAUUCAAAGAACUUGAUUAUAUAGAUUUUCUUAAAAACAACAAGACAAUAAGUGAUAAGACUUACAAAAAAAUAAUAAUUAGAAAAUACAGUCUACAAUUUGCUUUACCUUCGUUAUUGUUUUUGUUGUCACUAGCAUUACCCAUGAUAGAGAUAAUAUGGCAUUUCUUAUAUCAAAAAAUGUGGUUAUUGGAAUUUUCAUGGCUGAAAACACAGUUAAAUGCGUUAGCCAGUGGACCAUUGUCUGACUUUUUAGAAAAGUUAAAAGAUGGUAUGUCAUGGUUAUGGGGAGACUUAUCUUCAGUAAGUGAUCCAAAAUGUGCAGUUCUAGGACAUUUAGUUGGUCUUCUAAUAUAUUUCAUACCUUUUAUUAUAUUAGGUUUCACACUUAUAUUGAAGCUUUUUUAUUACCACAAAAAAGUUAAAAAAUAUGAAAAAAUUAAGUUUAGUAAAAGGUAA
Plasmodium malariae is the source of this 846-nucleotide messenger RNA. Its product is annotated as fam-l protein. The coding region runs from base 1 to 846 and encodes 281 amino acids. The record is from RefSeq and is a predicted model, not a curated record. The transcript has 2 exons. NCBI's taxonomy places the organism in Eukaryota, Apicomplexa, Aconoidasida, Haemosporida, Plasmodiidae.